Molecule: messenger RNA, 650 nt
Organism: Gossypium raimondii (Peruvian cotton)
Lineage: Eukaryota; Viridiplantae; Streptophyta; Magnoliopsida; Malvales; Malvaceae
Product: ubiquitin-60S ribosomal protein L40
Exons: 5
Coding region: 67-453 (128 amino acids)
Biological process (GO): protein ubiquitination; modification-dependent protein catabolic process; translation
Cellular component (GO): nucleus; cytoplasm; ribosome
Molecular function (GO): ubiquitin protein ligase binding; protein tag activity; structural constituent of ribosome
Source: RefSeq, a predicted model, not a curated record
CAAUAAACGAAUAAGAAAUUUUGGAUCAAAGAGAGAAACAUAAGCGGCAUAAGAGUUUUAAGGAAAAUGCAGAUCUUCGUGAAAACCCUAACUGGGAAGACCAUAACCCUAGAGGUUGAAUCCAGCGACACUAUCGACAAUGUUAAGGCUAAGAUCCAGGACAAGGAAGGUAUCCCGCCGGACCAGCAGAGGUUGAUCUUCGCCGGAAAGCAGCUUGAGGAUGGUCGUACACUUGCCGACUACAAUAUCCAGAAAGAAUCAACAUUGCAUCUGGUUCUGAGGCUUCGUGGUGGCAUUAUCGAGCCAUCUUUGAUGGCAUUGGCUAGGAAAUACAACCAGGACAAGAUGAUCUGCCGCAAGUGCUAUGCUCGUCUACACCCCCGUGCUGUGAACUGCAGGAAAAAGAAGUGUGGGCAUAGCAAUCAGCUGAGGCCAAAGAAGAAGAUCAAGUAGAUUGGAUAUCUUGAUGGAGUUUUAAAGUCAUUCAAUUUCAGAUGUUCUGUUUGGAAUUUGAAUGGUGUAGUGCUAAUAACAGAUCUUAAUUACCUUCUAAGUUGGCUUUGAUUUCUUUAAGCUUGAACCUCUCCUUGUUUUAUGUCAUUAAUUUUGAAUUUUAUGAUAUGAUAUUGGAGUUCUCUAUUUAUGGUUAA